AUGGCUGCUUGCUCGGCCACUGCCAGUUUCAUCACCGAGAACAAGCCUGCGAUCAUGGAGGCCGAGGGCAUGCGCGAGGAGUCGGAACAGAUCUUAGUGGUCGUGCAGCAACGGGUCCAGGGUGCGGUGCAGCAGGUGAUGGAGGCCACGCAGAGGGCCAGAGAGAUCAAGGAGGCUGUCUCUAAAGGCAUUGUUGCGAAGAAACGUGGCAGGAUCCAAGAGAGCAUCUUCAAGAAAUACAACUCCAAAAAAGAUGGCCACCUGAGUCUCGAUGAUGUGAAGGCCUAUGCCAAGGGCGAGUGCAAUUUUGAGAUUCCCCAGGCGAAUCUGGAUCGAAUCUACAGGCAACUCGUCGAGAGCAACGGGGGAGUGUACCUCAGGGAUUUCUUCCUGUUGAGGACCACAAUCGGCAUUGCACGCGACGAGGUCGCUGGAAACGAGCGGCAGGCAAAAAGGCUAGAGGAGGAAAGAAUCAGGAAGGAGGAAGAGGAGAGGAUCAAGAAUCUGGUAAUCGAGAAAAAGGGCGAGCUCAAACCGCAAGUGGAGGAGCUGCUUGAGGCACUUGGUGCAUUUGGGCCGAAGGUGACAGUAUCUGACCAAACUGCUGCAAAGCUCUCCGAAGGCGCACAAGAGAUGGGCAACGAGCAGCUUAGGACGAACUCAAUCGAGCUGGACACCACCAUUAAGGAGCUCCGCGCAGAGCUCGGCGAGCUGCAGAAACGCAUUGAGAAGCUGAACGCGGCCUCUGGCGAGUUCCCAGAGCUCAUGGACGCGAUGCGCCUGGAGCUGACAAAGCUCACAAGCCACGCAGACGUGUACGAUUGGCGUUUGCAAAAGUCCGGGGGCAUCGCGUCUGAAGGGUCUAAGCUUGCGCGCCAGAGGGCCCUGAUCGAACAGGACGCUUUCCGCACGGAGGUAGCCACGAAGCUCCGCAUUUGUGUCGAGAACCAGGGUAAGAAGGCGGAAGAAUUGUUCAAAAUCAUUGCCAAAGACGCGCAGUACAUCAGUGCCAAGGAUAUCCAGGAGUUCUUGACCCAGAAUCAGUGCGAGAUUGAUCCGGACAUGCUAUGCAUCGCGCUUCAGAGUAUCGAGAACCAUCCAGAAACGCAGACCGAGUCCGCCAUUGCACCUGCGAUGCCAGAGUUGCCAGCACUCAAAGAUGGCAACCAGGCUGAGGAAAAGGACAAGAAGGAGGACGGCAAGCCAGCUGAGGAAAAAACGACAGAAGAAAAGCCAGCCGAGGAAAAGCCAGCUGAGGAAAAAGCGGCAGAGGAUAAGCCAGCAGAGGAAAAGCCGGCAGAGGAAAAGCCAGCAGAGGAAAAGUCAGCAGAAGAUAAGUCCGUUGAGGAGAAGCCGGCAGAUGAGAAGCCAGCAGAUGAGAAGCAGGCCGCCGAAGCUCCUCCGGUUGGCGGCAAGACUCCCGAAGCAACAAAGGCAAGGAUCCACCAGAUGAAGAUUUCAGAAGAUGAUUUUACGCGCUUCCUGCGCGUGUAUUACAAAGUCGUGAAGACGAUCGUUCUUUCUGACAGCUUGUACAUCGAGCAAAGCAAACAAAUCAGGCGAAUGGAAGUGGGCGAGGUCAUGGAGGUCUCUCAGGGGCCUACGAUGGACCCGUCCAUCGGCAUCUAUCGGAUCCUUGGACGCGCGCUCAUGGACGGGGUCACCGGCUGGGCAACGAUCGCUGGCAACCAGGGCGCCACGUUCUUGAUGCCUGGCCUGAGCCUGUUCAAGGUGAAGAAGGAGAUUGUCCUGUCGGAGGAUCUGCGAGACAUGGAGGGGGCCAAGCCCGUGAAGAAGCUCGAGGAGGGCCAGAUGCUGGAGAUGAUCGAAUGGGGCCGCACGUCUAGGAGCAUGCUGGGCAUAACCCGCAUACGGGCAAGGGCGGACGAUGGCUCCAUCGGCUGGGCGACGAUGAGCGACAACGAGGGCAACGUAAACCUCGAGCCCACGUGA
This is a messenger RNA of Prorocentrum cordatum, 1953 nucleotides long. The record is from the annotation of a GenBank genome assembly. Lineage: Eukaryota; Dinophyceae; Prorocentrales; Prorocentraceae.